AGUUCAGGGAAAACAGUGAUAAGCAGCAAGCAGCUUCUGGGUUUUGCUUACAAGAGGACUCCCGCUGAAUCGGUGUGAGAGAAUGUUUGCAUAGAACUCUAUUUUCCUGCCACUGUAGCAAAACAGUGCAGCAACGUCGGCUCGGAACGACAAAGCUGUAACACAGGACAGCCACAGGAGGGGAGACUCACUGACAGAAGCAGGCAGAGUGCGCGGCGACUUCUCAGCCUGACGCUGUAGCCUCACUGGCCCAGGCGUGGGGACAGGAUGACACACUAGACUGUCCCUGAACUUCUUCCACUUUGUCCUCACAUCAGUCUCUGUCAUUCCUGCACCUGCUCCCUUUUCCUCACUCACCUGCCCACGAAGAUGUCAGAUGAAGACUGCCGCUCGCCCAUAGGCCUGGACUGCUGCAGCUGCUGCCUGGACCUGGCCAACGGGUGCGAUGAAUCCCUGUCCAGCAGUCCGACUCGAAGCCAUGGCACAGCAGGGGCCCUGCCACCAAGCCCCACCAGCCCCAGUGUGAACCACUUCCGCCAGCUCCGCAGCCAGCUGAUGUACCAGAACCUGAACACAGACAAGCUGAACAACAUCAUGAGGCAGGACUCCCUGGAGUCGGUGGUGAGGGACCCCUGCUUUCUCCUCAAUGAGGGCAUCUGCAGCAGCAACAUUGACCAGACUAUGUUGUCCAUUCUACUCUUCUUUCACAGUGCCUCUGGUGCUAGCGUGGUGGCCAUUGACAACAAGAUCGAGCAGGCCAUGGAUCUUGUCAAGAACCACUUGAUGUACGCGGUGCGUGAGGAGGUGGAAAUCCUCAAAGAGCAGAUAAAGGAGCUAGCAGAGAAGAACAACCAGCUUGAGAGAGAGAACUACCUGCUUAAGAACCUGGCCAGUCCGGAGCAGCUGGAGAAGUUCCAGUCCCGCAUCCCGACAGAUGUGCUUUUGGAUAAUCAGAACGUCCAGGCGACCCCAGUGCCACAGCACCAGCAGCAGAGCUGUAGCCACAGCACUGGCUCUGCUGUAUAAGUGGCUCUGCCUUGGGGCGGGCAGAGCCACUUUGUCUUUAUAGUCGUGGACCUCGUUUUUGAACGUAAGCGUUACCAAAUCGCCGCCACCGAGACCCCUUCGGGACAUCGAAGAAGAAUCAUCGGUGCUGUAAAUGAUUGAUGGGACUCAAAUGAACUGUUGAUACUGAUGAGCAC
This is a messenger RNA of Poecilia latipinna (sailfin molly), 1202 nucleotides long. RefSeq names its product TSC22 domain family, member 3 (gene tsc22d3). The transcript has 3 exons. The coding region runs from base 370 to 1026 and encodes 218 amino acids. Gene Ontology annotation, biological process: regulation of transcription by RNA polymerase II; negative regulation of activation-induced cell death of T cells. The record is from RefSeq and is a predicted model, not a curated record. NCBI's taxonomy places the organism in Eukaryota, Metazoa, Chordata, Actinopteri, Cyprinodontiformes, Poeciliidae.